UGCUUGAGGCGGGGGAACCUCAGCCCUUGGGCUUGAACCGGCUGAGGUGAGACGUAAAACACGGAGCGGUUGGGGAUCGCAACUCCGUGGAGAGAGUGCUUUGGAUUUCUGUUAAGUUCCUUAUGUCUUCCCCUGAAAUUGCUUCCCUUUCAUGGGGGCAAAUGAAAGUACAAGGCUCUACUAAAACCUAUAAGGACUGCAAAGUGUGGCCAGGGGGAAGUCGGGCUUGGGAUUGGAGAGAAACUGGAACUGAGCAUUCUCCUGGUGUGCAGCCUGCAGAUGUGGAGGAAGUUGUCAAGAAGGGUGUGCAGACCCUUGUGAUUGGCCGAGGGAUGAGUGAGGCCUUGAAGGUGCCCCCAUCAACACUGGAGUACCUCGAGAAACAAGGCAUCGACGUGCGGGUCCUCCAGACAGAGCAGGCCGUGAAGGAGUAUAACGCCUUGGUUGCCCAAGGUGUCAGGGUGGGAGGGGUCUUCCAUUCCACCUGCUGAUGGAGCCUUAAGAAAAUAAAUUACUAAGCAAAAA
Molecule: messenger RNA, 525 nt
Organism: Pteronotus mesoamericanus
Lineage: Eukaryota; Metazoa; Chordata; Mammalia; Chiroptera; Mormoopidae
Gene: AAMDC
Product: adipogenesis associated Mth938 domain containing
Exons: 4
Coding region: 123-491 (122 amino acids)
Biological process (GO): positive regulation of fat cell differentiation
Cellular component (GO): cytoplasm
Source: RefSeq, a predicted model, not a curated record